AUGAAGCGCCUCGCGGUACUCCUCCUCUCUCUCCUCCUAUAUCCUUUCAUCUCCUCUGCCUUGAAAUUUGAACUCCUUGCCCAACCGGGACACAGCGCCAAAAACGAACGUUGUAUACGAAACUUUGUCACAAAGGACACGUUAGUUGUGGUCACGGCGAUUGUGAGCGGCAGUCGGGGCGAUGGGCAGAUGGUUAAUAUGCACAUUAAGGACGCCGUAGGAAACGAUUACGGCAGGCCCAAGGAUGUUGCAGGAGAGAAGAGGAUGGCAUUCACGAGUUUGGCAGAUACCGCGUUCGACGUGUGCUUCGAGAAUACUUUGACUGGACGAUCGGCUGUUCCUAAUCCCUCUCGCCACGUCGAACUCGACAUCGAUAUCGGGGCUGACGCCCGGGAUUGGUCUGCUAUCCAAGCCAACGAAAAGCUGAAACCUGUGGAGGCGGAUCUGCGAAGAAUAGAGGAGACGGUCGAUGAGAUCGUCCAAGAGUUGGAGUAUCUCAGGAUCAGAGAGCAAAAGUUGCGGGAUACCAACGAGAGUACGAAUGAAAGGGUCAAAUGGUUUGCCUUUGGGACUAUGGGAAUGUUAGUCGGUUUGGGAGCGUGGCAGGUCGUAUAUUUGAGGGCUUACUUCAGGUUUGUAUUCCUUUCAUCGCAUCUUUCGUUUGUGCUUGUUUGA
Molecule: messenger RNA, 675 nt
Organism: Cladophialophora psammophila CBS 110553
Lineage: Eukaryota; Fungi; Ascomycota; Eurotiomycetes; Chaetothyriales; Herpotrichiellaceae
Product: endoplasmic reticulum vesicle protein 25
Exons: 2
Coding region: 1-675 (224 amino acids)
Biological process (GO): intracellular protein transport; endoplasmic reticulum to Golgi vesicle-mediated transport; Golgi organization
Cellular component (GO): Golgi apparatus; COPII-coated ER to Golgi transport vesicle; endoplasmic reticulum
Source: RefSeq, a predicted model, not a curated record